Molecule: messenger RNA, 2797 nt
Organism: Pan troglodytes (chimpanzee)
Lineage: Eukaryota; Metazoa; Chordata; Mammalia; Primates; Hominidae
Gene: PKD2L2
Product: polycystin 2 like 2, transient receptor potential cation channel
Exons: 15
Coding region: 1-2106 (701 amino acids)
Biological process (GO): detection of mechanical stimulus
Cellular component (GO): membrane
Molecular function (GO): calcium ion binding; calcium channel activity
Source: RefSeq, a predicted model, not a curated record
AUGACUACGAUUUUUAAGCCCACAGCCAGGUUAUUCCCAGAAGUUGGCCCUCCGCACCAGACCCCCGCAGCCCGUAGCCCGCCUCGGGCGAAAGGCCUCCCGGGCUCCUGCGGCGCAGCCGCGCUGACAACUUGUCGAGUAGCUAGCCGCCCUGGAGGAGCUGGGGGCUCGCGCAGGCGUCAGAGCCGGGCAGCGCGCGCCGCAAGACUAGCGCGCAAGCGCCGCGGCCUCAGGCGAACGAACGGGCGGUGUAGUGCAGGGGCUUCGAAACAUAAGUUGCAUUACAGAAAGGAAGUAGAAAUUACAACCACACUUCAGGAAUUGUUACUCUACUUUAUUUUUUUAAUAAACCUAUGUAUAUUGACUUUUGGGAUGGUAAACCCACAUAUGUAUUACUUAAACAAGGUUAUGUCAUCUCUAUUUUUGGACACUUCUGUGCCUGGUGAAGAAAGAACCAACUUUAAGUCCAUUCGCAGCGUAACUGAUUUUUGGAAGUUUAUGGAAGGACCCCUUUUGGAAGGUCUGUACUGGGAUUCAUGGUACAAUAACCAGCAGCUGUAUAAUUUAAAGAACAGCAGUCGCAUCUACUAUGAAAAUAUACUUCUAGGAGUUCCCAGAGUUCGUCAACUAAAAGUCCGCAACAACACAUGCAAAGUCUAUUCCUCUUUUCAGUCUUUGAUGAGUGAAUGUUAUGGCAAAUAUACUUCUGCAAAUGAAGACCUCUCUAAUUUUGGCCUUCAAAUUAAUACUGAAUGGAGAUAUUCUACUUCUAAUACCAACUCCCCUUGGCACUGGGGAUUUCUUGGUGUUUACCGAAAUGGGGGAUACAUUUUCACUUUAUCAAAAUCGAAAUCUGAAACCAAAAACAAGUUCAUUGACCUUCGACUGAACAGCUGGAUCACAAGAGGGACUAGAGUUAUUUUUAUUGAUUUUUCCUUAUAUAAUGCUAAUGUAAAUCUAUUUUGUAUUAUCAGAUUGGUGGCAGAAUUCCCUGCAACUGGAGGAAUACUUACUUCAUGGCAGUUUUACUCUGUGAAGCUCCUCAGAUAUGUUAGCUACUAUGACUAUUUUAUUGCUUCCUGUGAAAUCACAUUCUGUAUUUUUCUUUUUGUCUUCACAACACAAGAAGUCAAAAAAAUAAAAGAAUUUAAGUCUGCCUAUUUCAAAAGUAUUUGGAACUGGCUAGAAUUGCUACUUUUGCUGUUGUGUUUUGUGGCUGUUUCCUUCAACACAUACUAUAAUGUACAAAUUUUUCUCUUACUGGGACAGCUGUUGAAAAGUACUGAAAAAUAUUCAGAUUUCUAUUUUCUUGCAUGCUGGCACAUUUAUUACAAUAAUAUGAUUGCUAUUACCAUCUUUUUUGCAUGGAUAAAGAUAUUCAAAUUCAUAAGCUUUAACAAGACAAUGUCUCAGCUGUCAUCAACCUUGUCCCGUUGUAUUAAAGACAUAGUAGGAUUUGCCAUCAUGUUUUUUAUAAUAUUCUUUGCUUAUGCCCAGUUAGGAUUUCUUGUUUUUGGAUCACAAGUUGAUGACUUUUCCACUUUUCAGAAUUCCAUAUUUGCACAAUUUCGAAUUGUUCUUGGAGAUUUUAAUUUUGCUGGUAUUCAGCAAGCCAAUCCUAUCUUGGGACCCAUUUACUUCAUCACUUUCAUCUUUUUUGUGUUCUUUGUCCUGCUGAAUAUGUUCUUGGCAAUUAUUAAUGAUACCUAUUCUGAAGUGAAAGCUGACUAUUCAAUAGGCAGAAGGCCAGAUUUUGAACUUGGCAAAAUGAUUAAACAGAGUUACAAAAAUGUUCUCGAGAAAUUCAGACUGAAGAAAGCUCAAAAAGAUGAAGACAAGAAAACUAGCAAAGGCAGCGGAGAUUUGGCUGAACAAGCCGGAAGAGAAGGCUUUGACGAAAAUGAGAUUCAAAAGGCAGAGCAGAUGAAAAAAUGGAAAGAGAGGCUUGAGAAAAAGUAUUAUUCUAUGGAAAUUCAAGAUGACUACCAGCCUGUCACUCAAGAAGAAUUUCGAGAACUUUUUUUAUAUGCUGUGGAACUGGAGAAGGAAUUACACUACAUCAAUUUGAAGCUAAAUCAAGUGGUGAGAAAGGUUUCAGCUCUAUAGUAUUGAGACAAGUGGAGUCAUUCUGUAAGAAAAAGGCAACAGAAGAAUUCAGUAUGAAGAUUUUCCUCCAAUUUUCUUCAGUAAUGAGAAACAAAAAGUUGGUAAUAACAAAAAGCUUGCAUUUCCAAAGUUCUUGAAGUUGAAAGGAUAAAAUUCUAGUCUUUUGCUAAAAGGAUGUAUCUGUAGUACAAAACAAUGAAGUAAACCAUAUGUUUGCUAAAGGUGGAGAGGACAGUCUGUGGUUAAUAUGGAACAUCACUUACGCUCCCUUGAGAGGGCCUACUUACUCUCCCAUCAUUUGUUUUGUUUAGUGGCACCACAACCAAGUACAAAAUGAGAUUCUCUGAGUGCCUGACAAAAUGAAUUUAAGUACCAGCCAAGUACACACGAUGAUAGCUUCAAGGAAUACAACUGACUUUAUGAUAUGAAUUUUCAAGGAACGUAUCUUAUAUGGAUUUUGAAGAAUCUUGUUUGCUUAUAAGAACUUCAAGAAGCCUAAGCUUGGCUUUAAUUUUCUUGUACUCUCUGUACUCCUCAAGCACUGGAACACGAUCCUCUUUCUGGGCAUUCCUAGGGGAGAAAAUAAAAUUUGUAAUGUUCUAGAGAUCAUUUGGAAAAAAAGAUCCAAAAGUUGUCUUAAUAUGAGACAUACUGUUACUAAACGUAAGUUCAAAUAAAAAGUUGUUCUGUU